Messenger RNA from Antechinus flavipes (yellow-footed antechinus), 1756 nucleotides. It is a transcript of the gene SGCE, whose product is annotated as sarcoglycan epsilon. Gene Ontology annotation, cellular component: sarcoglycan complex; membrane. The record is from RefSeq and is a predicted model, not a curated record. Bases 73 to 1539 code for a protein of 488 amino acids. The transcript has 13 exons. NCBI's taxonomy places the organism in Eukaryota, Metazoa, Chordata, Mammalia, Dasyuromorphia, Dasyuridae.
GGCUGAGAGGGGCCGAGUGGAGUGAGGAGUCUGGGCUGAGCCCGAGCCGGGAGCCCGGGACUGAGGAGGAAGAUGCUGCGGGCGCCCGGAGGAGCAGGGGGGGGACCCUGCGUGGGCAGGAGCUCCGCCACCGCCGCAGCCUUGCUGCUGCUCACAGCUUUUUUAAUAAGCAGUGCUGAUGACAUACAUGGGACAGUGAACUGGAAGACAAAACAAGCCAGCAGUUUUAUUAUCAGCAGAAAAAAGGCUGCUGAGAGGAGCGACGUGUACACCAUUCUCUCUAAGGUACAGUCUGACCGGAACGUGUACCCAUCUGCUGGAGUCCUCUUUGUUCAUGUCUUAGAGCGGGAGUACUUUAAAGGGGAGUUUCCCCCGUUUCCGAAGCCUGGUGAAAUAAGUAAUGACCCCAUUACAUUUAAUACAAACUUGAUGGGCUACCCGGACAGACCUGGCUGGCUCCGCUACAUUCAGAGGACACCCUACAGUGACGGCGUGCUGUAUGGCUCACCGACGGCCGAAAACGUGGGAAAACCAACCAUUAUUGAGAUAACAGCCUAUAACAGGCGCACCUUCGAGACAGCACGGCACAACUUGGUCAUCAACAUCAUGUCGGCAGAAGAUUUCCCGUUACCCUAUCAAGCAGAAUUCUUCAUAAAGAAUAUGAAUGUGGAGGAGAUGCUGGCCAGCGAGGUUCUCGGAGAUUUUCUCGGGGCAGUGAAGAAUGUCUGGCAGCCAGAGCGUCUGAACGCCAUUAACAUCACGUCAGCCCUGGACCGCGGAGGACGCGUCCCCCUCCCGAUUAACGAUAUGAAAGAAGGGGUCUAUGUGAUGGUCGGUGCCGACGUCCCCUUUUCCUCCUGUUUGCGGGAGGUGGAGAACCCACAGAACCAGCUGCGAUGCAGCCAAGAAAUGGAGCCUGUUAUAACUUGUGAUAAAAAGUUCCGAGCUCAGUUUUAUAUUGAUUGGUGCAAGAUUUCCCUGGUUGACAAAACCAAGCAGGUGUCCACGUACCCAGAGGUGGUGUGCGGGGAGGGCAUCCUGCCGGACGGGGGCGAGUACCGGCCGCCCCCGGACUCGCUGAAGAGCAGAGAUUACUACUCGGACUUCCUCAUCACGCUGGCCGUGCCCUCGGCCGUGGCCCUGGUGCUCUUUCUGGUGCUCGCCUACAUCAUGUGCUGCCGCCGGGAAGGCGUGGAAAAGAGAAACAUGUACACCCCAGACAUCCAGCUGGUUCAUCACAGCGCUAUCCAGAAAUCUACGAAGGAGCUGCGGGACAUGUCCAAGAACCGGGAAAUCGCGUGGCCCCUGUCCACACUGCCCGUGUUCCACCCGGUCACCGGGGAGAUCGUCCCCCCGCUGCACGCGGACAGCUACGACAACACCAGCAUGCCGCUGAUGCAAGCCCAGUCGAACCUGCCACCCCAGACUCAGAUCCCACAGCAGCAGGCGGCCGGAGAGUUUCGUAUGGCAACUUUUCAAAGAUUUGAGGUAAAUGGUAUCCCUGAAGAGCGGAAGCUGACCGAAGCCAUGGAUCUGUGAUCCCAGCCGCCUCCCGCUGUUCUUCCUCGUUCAUCCAAAGGGUGCAUGAGCUUUGCUGGUGGAUAGUGCAUGCCCACCGGGUCCCCGAACGAGGAGCAUUUAACCAACGGACUCGUUUUUGUACUUUGGACAUUUUGGACAAUUUGUACGACAUUAAUAACUUUAUAUUUGUUACAUUAAAAGUGAUCUUUAAAAUAAACUUAUUAAUAAAGAUAAA